UUCAAGAGUUUCAGAAAGAAAAUGAGGAUCAGAAGAAGAUGGAGGAGAACUAUCCUACAAUGAAAGAGGAAUGGUUUGAACUCACACUUCUGAAGGCCCAACUGGAAGAAGAGAUUUCUGAUCAGAGAAAGCAGAAGGAGGAAACACGUCAGCUGAUUGUUCGACGUGAGGAGGAAAGGAGGCAACAGGAAUCGCUUCGAGAACAGAUCAACGUUCUGACAGCAGAGAGAAACACACUGGCUGAUGAACUGCAACACCGUAAAGCGCUGGAGUCUGAAUGUAAGGACUUACAAGCAGAAACCAGCGACUUGGUGAAACAAGUUUUCAACCACACACAAGAUGUUGCAGAGUUGAAGGAAAUUAUUUCAGAGUUUGAUCAUGUGCAAGAAGAACUCGAUGUUGCACAGGAGGAAAAUCUGAAGGCAAAGAACAAAAGCGACCUUCUCCAGAACCAAAUCCAAGACCUGAAGGUUCAGAUGCAAAAUCCACAAGAGGCAGUCGCUGCUCUGAAGAAAGAAGUCAAAGACCUCCAGGAGACAAAUAAAGAAAUAAAGGAGGUUCAAGCUGAAUUUGAUAGAAUCUCUGAAAAGAAGUCCAAACUGGAGGACAAGAAGAAGCAGCUUCAGGAGGAGGUUUCACAUCUGAAACAGCAGCAACAGGAAGUAUGUGAGCUGGCUGUUAAAUACAACAAUGUACUGGAUAAACUGGGACCCCUUCAAGAAGAAACAAAGAACCUCAAAGAGGAAAGAAGGAUGAUGACUGACCUUCUCAAACAUCGGCAAACACUGGAGAUGGAAUAUAAUGAGAUCAAAGCAGAAGCUGACCAGGUGGAAACUGAAAACUUCCACCUUCAUGCUGAAGUAGAUGAUCUCCAGAAGAAGCUUUCAGAUAUGAACGAUGUGGAGGAGAAAGUUUUCAAAGAAAAGGAGAGAAAUCUGAAGGCAAAGCAGGAACAUGAUCAUCUCCAGAACCAAGCCCAAGAGCUGCAGGUUCAGAUGCAGAAUCCACAACAGCAUCUGGGCUCUGUGAUUGGUCAGCUGCUGCAGAGAUGCAGACAGAAGAAUAAACAAGGAGAAGAAACUGUCGGGCAGGGAAGGCUGCUCUCUGCACCUCUCUCCUCCGGUGUCUCAUUGGUUCUUCUCCUACGUUUCCCUCCUCUCUCUGUUUGCUUGCUCACGCUGCUUCGUGAGCUGAAAGUGAUGGCUUCAUUUCAUGAGACUAACCUGCAGCCCACCGACUGCAGCUGCCGUUUGCCCAGCGGCAUCGUGGGAGCCGCGUCUCCUAGGUGGCGCAGGAGGAUGGCUGAUGGACUGAGGAUUGUAGGUCAGCAGAGUUUGGGGAUGUGA
Oryzias melastigma (Indian medaka) is the source of this 1346-nucleotide messenger RNA. RefSeq names its product myosin-11-like. The coding region runs from base 39 to 1346 and encodes 435 amino acids. Lineage: Eukaryota; Metazoa; Chordata; Actinopteri; Beloniformes; Adrianichthyidae. The record is from RefSeq and is a predicted model, not a curated record. The transcript has 2 exons.